AUGAGUGAUGAACUCAAAGUCUUCCAAUAUACUUUUAAUGAAAGUAAUGCAACAACACCAAAAAAGAGGUUGGCAAAUAUUUUCAUCACCUAUCGCAAAGAAAUGAUGAAGAAAAAGCCUCAUAAUAUGCCAAUGACCGAAUAUAGUAGAUUGGUAUCCAAAUGGUGGAAGGAACUUUCGGAACCUAAGAAAUCAGAGUUGCAAAGACGCUAUCACAUAGAUAGAGAUAGAAAACAAUACCUUCCCGCUACAAAAGAUGAUCCGAUAUCUAAACGUUUGGGAAAAUUGAAAGAAGAACCUUCAAAGGAAUUUUUUAAUAACAUCGAAGAUAUCUUGAAUAAGUAA
Molecule: messenger RNA, 345 nt
Organism: Funneliformis caledonium
Lineage: Eukaryota; Fungi; Glomeromycota; Glomeromycetes; Glomerales; Glomeraceae
Source: the annotation of a GenBank genome assembly